This is a messenger RNA of Centruroides sculpturatus (bark scorpion), 2965 nucleotides long. RefSeq names its product glutamate receptor ionotropic, kainate 2-like. Gene Ontology annotation, cellular component: plasma membrane; postsynaptic membrane. Gene Ontology annotation, molecular function: transmitter-gated monoatomic ion channel activity involved in regulation of postsynaptic membrane potential; glutamate-gated receptor activity. Gene Ontology annotation, biological process: monoatomic ion transport; synaptic transmission, glutamatergic; modulation of chemical synaptic transmission. Bases 101 to 2854 code for a protein of 917 amino acids. The record is from RefSeq and is a predicted model, not a curated record. Lineage: Eukaryota; Metazoa; Arthropoda; Arachnida; Scorpiones; Buthidae. The transcript has 15 exons.
AGCAGGUGGCUGGGCGGAGUCUUCUUCUGACGUAGAACGAUCCAAGAUGGCGUCGAAUAGAUACCAAAACUAGUAAAAUCCUUCCUCUUCUCCAACAAUAAUGUUAACUUUAAUCGUUUUCUGCUUGUUAUACCUUCCAAUAACGCUUCCAUUACCAGAAGAUAUUAAAAUCGGAGGAAUUUUUGAACUUGGGGAUGAAGUUAUGGCACAGGCAUUCAUUGAUGCUGUGGAGAAAGUUAAUGCCGAUGGUAAAUUACUGAAGAAAUCGCGACUGUUAGCCGUUGUAGAGAAAAUAGAGCGUCACGAUAGCUUCCAAGCUUCUAGAAAAGUAUGCGAACUGUUAGGAGAAGGAGUGGCCGCCAUCUUUGGUCCACAAUCUGGAGAAUGCAACUCUGCCGUUCAGUCGACUUGUAACGUUCUAGAGGUACCUCAUAUGGAAACACGUUGGGAUUAUAGUUCUAGAAGGGAUAAUCAUUCCUUGAAUCUGUAUCCUUACCCUACAGCUUUAGGAAAAGCUUAUUUAGAUUUUGUAAAGUUUAAGGAUUGGAAGACGUUUGCGGUACUGUACGAAGAGAGCGAUGCACUCGUAAGGUUGCAAGAAUUGCUCAAGGAUCCAUUUAUAAGAGAGCGUAAGAUUAUAGUAAGGCAAUUCAUGCCCGGUCAAGAGUACAGGAAACUUCUUAAAGAACUAGGAAGGAGCGGGAUUAAGAAUAUUGUACUUGAUGUACCCACUAACCACAUCCAUACGGCAUUGAAACACGCUCAACAGGUUGACAUGAUGUCCGAAUACCAUAAUUACUUCUUAACGUCUCUGGAUAUAGAUACGGUAGAUCUCGAGGAUUUUCAGUAUGGCGGAACGAACAUUUCCGGUUAUCGAUUAGUAGAGCAAGAGAUGCAGCAUACUUCCGUGAUUAAUCAAGUGUGGCAACCGCUAUCUCCUGUACACAAUCAACGAGACUUCGAAAGUACAAUCUUAAGAAACAUAACGACAGAGGUAGCGUUGAUGUACGAUGCCGUUAAAUUGUUGGCCAAAGCGCUAAAUGACUUGGACCAGGGACAGAAAAUUAGGCCAAGACCCCUUUCGUGCGUUACCGAAGAGCCGUGGGUACACGGGAUCUCUCUCAUCAAUUACAUGAGAAUGAUUAACAUCAAAGGUUUGACGUCGGACAUCAAGUUCGAUCAGCACGGUGUCAGAUCAGAUUUUAAGCUGAAAGUUUUGGAGUUAACACACGAAGGACUGAAAGAAGCAGGAGAAUGGAACGUUCACACCGGCUUAAACUUGACUAGUAACUAUUCUAGAGCGUACGAAGAGGCCAUUCAGUCGCUGAAGAACAAGACUUUAACAGUAACUACUUUGUUGAAUGCCCCAUACACCAUGCUUAAGAAAAAUGCGGACUUUCUACAAGGAAACGAUAAAUAUGAGGGUUUCUGCAUAGACUUGUUACACGAAAUUUCCAAGCUUCUGAAAUUCCGUUACGAAAUCAAAUUAGUGGAAGAUAACUCUUAUGGACAGAAAAAUGAUUAUAACGAAUGGAACGGGAUGAUAAGGGAGCUCAUGGAUGGUAAAGCGGAUCUUGCAAUUGGGGAUUUGACCAUCUCUUUCGAUAGGGAAGAAGUUGUGGAUUUUACCAUGCCUUUUAUGAAUUUAGGAAUAAGCAUAUUGUUCAAGAAACCCACCAAGAAAAUGCCCAAGUUAUUUUCAUUUCUAUCACCCCUAUCUCUAGAAGUGUGGGUGUACAUGGCAACGGCUUUUCUUGGCGUUAGUUUGUUCCUAUUCAUUGUGGCUAGAUUUAGUCCUUAUGAAUGGACAAAUCCGCAUCCGUGUAACCAAAACCCCGAUAUACUUGAGAACCAGUUUACUCUGCUCAAUACACUUUGGUUUACCGUCGGGUGCCUCAUGCAACAAGGUUCUGAACUAACUCCAAGAGCUAUGUCCACACGUGUUGUGGCUGGCAUUUGGUGGUUUUUUACCUUGAUCAUGGUGUCCUCUUACACGGCUAAUCUGGCUGCAUUCCUCACUGUGGAACGGCUGGUUUCACCGAUCGAAAGUGCUGACGAUUUAGCUAAACAGACUAAAAUUCAAUAUGGCUGCGUGCUGCACGGAACCACUAAAAUUUUCUUUAGGGACUCCAGCAUCCCUACUUUCAAGCGCAUGUGGACUUUUAUGGAAUCUGCUAAACCGAGUGUUUUUGUCGAAUCCAACGAAAAGGGCAAAGAAAGGGUCAAACAGGGAAAUUAUGCCUUUCUUAUGGAGUCAACGACCAUCGAGUACGUUGUAGAGAGGGACUGUGAUUUAACUCAAAUAGGCGGCUUGCUAGAUUCUAAGGGCUACGGAAUUGCAACACCUUCAGGUAGGAACACACAACAAACGAAAGUAUUAUUUAAAAACACUAAACUUAUCAUCAUCGUCACAGGUUCACCGUACAGGACUGCCCUUUCGAGCGCCAUUUUGAAAUUACAAGAAACAGGGCAGAUCCACAUACUGAAAGAAAAAUGGUGGAAAGAGAAAACAGGUGGGGUAUUGUGUACAAAAGAAGAUUCUACCACAGCAAGUUCCGCUAAUGCACUAGGUCUGGCUAACGUUGGCGGAGUAUUUGUGGUCCUGUUAGCAGGUUUGGGUAUCGCCUGCAUCAUAGCCGUUAUAGAAUUCAUCUGGAAAUCCAGAAAAGUCGCCACCGAAGAAAGGGAACCGUUAUGUUUAGAAUUGUGCCGUGAACUGAAAUUUGCUAUCACCUGUGGCGGAUCGACCAAACCGAUACGGAAAAAACGCGAGCAACGCCAACCAGAAAAUGGCCUGCCUUUCAUGCCCCUCACCGGUUUCAACACAGUAACAACUAAAGAAGCGAUUUCUUGACAUGAAGAGGGCACCCUUCCCCACGAGCCACUCGCAGAUGAUGGAGUUAGUUACUACAGAUACACGCAAUACGACGUGUCCGAUAUUUAGAAUAGUUUAUGAACUAAAAAA